AUGUCCAAGUUCAAGCAACGUAGAAGAAAGCAAAAAGCCAAAGCCAAAAGAUUAUUCAAGAAAAAAGAAGUUUCUCGAUUUCUGCCCAAGCUUAUUACACCUCCCCCUCCCCCACUGUCACCAGCAAGAGUGGUUAUUCCUCCAGCAGUUACAACUGAUAGCAGACACUGCCUCAGUUCCACCUGUAACUUCGAUUUUCCCAAUGUUAUAGAUGCAGUAAAACAUUGGACAAAUAGAUUGUGGUCUGUAUAUAGUUGGUGCCAGAACUACGUAGCCCAGACUUUGGAAAUAUUGAAAGACAUCAUUUUUCCAUCCCGUAUCUGCCGCCAAGAACUUCACAGUUUAAAACAACGGUUUUGCGUUUUGGAAAGUGAAUUCUGUGAACUCCAGGAAGCACUGAAGACAUUCUCAGAAAAUUCUUCUUGCCCAAGCUGUGGUCAAAUGAGUGGUAAACUUAUAAAUGUUCCUGCCUGUGCGCUAACCACCCCUGGAGAAUCCCGAGCUGCACUUCCUCCCACACUGCCCCAACCACCCAGCCAUCUUCCUCCUCCUCCACCACCACCACCUCCACCGCCUCCACCACCUCCUCUACCUCUUCCUCCACCACUGAUAACACCUUUGCUGCUCAGAAAAGGUGACCGCAUUAAAUCACUUCAG
Orycteropus afer afer is the source of this 657-nucleotide messenger RNA. Its product is annotated as proline-rich protein 11-like. The record is from RefSeq and is a predicted model, not a curated record. The annotation marks the transcript as partial. The transcript has 4 exons. Lineage: Eukaryota; Metazoa; Chordata; Mammalia; Tubulidentata; Orycteropodidae.